GCAAAUGUUUGCACCCUUUGAGCCGCUCAAACAACCGCAGCUCUGUCAGAUUUGGUUGCCUGCAAGUCUAUGAACUGGGGAAAUCUUAGCAUGCAGUUGCCACUAAUCGGUCAGUCUGUCAAGCAGACCCUACUGUUGUUUUGAACGCUGUCACCGUCAGGAUUCUGCUUUUUAUCACUUUUGAGCGUCGUCCUGUCGAAAACAACGAUAAUAUUUUUGUUUAGCCUCCCAUCAUGCUCCAGCUGGGGUUGGUGCUCUGCUGCCUGACCUUUGCGGCCUCAAUCCCUGACCCCCGGCAGAGGGAGGCUCUCAUCCAGCUGGAGUCCUCCAUGCAGACAGGAGGGCAGAUGGUGCUGACCGACGCCGAGCAGGAGCUGGAUGCCCACUUCUUCAAAAUGAAGCAGGAGGAGAUGGCGAGGGCCGCAUUUCCUCCCGCCGUGCACUUUUUCCGAGCUAGAGACCUCAUCAGGAGGAGCCCCAUCUUCAGUCUGCUGCAGGAGAUGCCCAAAGGCGGCGCUCUUCACGUCCACGACUUCUCCAUGGUGGACGUGGAUUGGUUGGUGAUGAAUGCAACUUAUCGGCCGCACUGCUACAUGUGCUGCACCGACAACCAGUCCAUCCGCUUCAUCUUCUCGUCUCGGCGACCCAAACCUCUCCCGCGCUGCUCGCCAUGGACGCUGCUGGAAGAGCUCCGGGCCAAAAUGGUCAACUCCACAGACCUGGACAGCAGCAUCAAGCAAAACCUGACGCUCUUCACCGAGCAGGAUCCAGAGGAAGCAUAUCCCAGCCAGGACGUGGUGUGGGACCGCUUCGAGCAGACCUUCGCCGCCGUGUGGGGGCUGGUCACUUACGCUCCAGUCUUCAGGGACUAUUUCUACCAGGGCCUCACUCAGUUCUACCUGGACAACGUCAUGUAUCUGGAGCUGCGCGCCCUCCUCCCAGAGGUUUACGAGUUGGACGGCAGCGCCCACGACAGAGCCUGGACUCUGAAGACCUACCGGGACGUCACCGAACAGUUCAAAAACCAACACCCAGACUUUUUUGGAGCUAGAAUCAUCUUCACAGUCAACAGAGGAGUGAAUCUGUCGGUGAUGACUGAAGUCGUGGAGGAGGCCAUGAAGCUGCAGAGGAGCUUCCCUGAUACUCUGGCCGGGUUUGACCUGGUGGGCCGGGAGGACAGCGGCAGACCGCUGUGGUACUUCAGAGAGGCUCUGUCCCUGCCUGCAGAGCGGGGGAUCGAGCUGCCUUUCUUUUUCCAUGCUGGGGAGACAGAUCUUGAAGGCACCGAUGUGGAUCAGAACCUUUUGGACGCUCUGCUCUUGAACACAUCACGUAUCGGUCAUGGUUUCGCUCUGGUCCGUCACCCUGUAGCCAAGGAUCUGUCCAGGAAGAGGGGCGUGGCCGUGGAAGUGUGCCCCGUCUCCAACCAGGUGUUGAAGCUGGUGAAAGAUCUGCGAAACCAUCCGGCAGCAGCGCUGAUGUCAGAGAAUCACCCCGUGGUCAUCAGCUCUGAUGACCCCGCCCUGUUCGGCGCCUCUGGCCUCUCUUAUGACUUCUAUGAAGCUUUUGUGGGUUUAGGAGGAAUCAAGUCCAACAUCGCUUCACUGAAGCAGUUAGCGAUAAACUCUUUCAGGUAUAGUUCUUUAAAUCCAAAGCAGAAGAUUGAAGCUCUGGUUCUGUGGCAGAGAAGAUGGAAUAAGUUUGUCUCUGAACACGUUUAAUAACAAACAGACAUUUCUCUGUUUUCAGUGUUUCAGAAGGUUUGACUCUUUGCACUUACAUUAACAGAAUAAAGCGGCAGAACAAAUCCUCUUUUAUUAAGUGAAAGAUCUGCUGAGCUUCAGGAUCUGAUCUGACAGGAGAUCAGAGAGAUGUUGUGUUUGAAUACUUUUACAACACUUACAUGGAAAGGAUGUGAAGCAACAACGAACACGUUUUAGGAUCAAAACGUAUCAGAUCAAAAUGGAGAAAAAAGGGAAAAUGAUUUUUAAAAGACUAAAAUGAUAAAAACGUUCACAGCUUCCGUUAAAUAUUUUAACGUUUCUUUACAGAAUGAGUUUUUUUGGGGAUGUUGUCAUUAUCGGCAUCGUCUGUACUGGUAUAACUGUGUCAUAUAUAAAGAUUUGUGUCAGGGCUUCUAAAUUUUUUUUUUAAUUCUUUGUGGUGUUAAAUUGUGUAUUUUUCAUUUGUGCUUGCUGAUUUUUUUUAUUUUUUUGUGGGGUAAAUAAUAUAUUGAAGUUUUCUGCUGUUUUCCUGCGACAGGUUUGCACUAAAGCUUUAUUUUGUGAACACUUCUGGCUGUUUGAACAACUGUGACUGUGAUAAAGACAACUUUAGGUGGUAAUUUAAUAAAAAAACCUGAGCUUG
Molecule: messenger RNA, 2367 nt
Organism: Oryzias melastigma (Indian medaka)
Lineage: Eukaryota; Metazoa; Chordata; Actinopteri; Beloniformes; Adrianichthyidae
Gene: ada2a
Product: adenosine deaminase 2a
Exons: 10
Coding region: 234-1721 (495 amino acids)
Biological process (GO): inosine biosynthetic process; adenosine catabolic process
Molecular function (GO): adenosine deaminase activity
Source: RefSeq, a predicted model, not a curated record